AUGGCCACCUUUUUCUUUGGGAGUGGCUUUCUCUAUGUUUAUGCCGGCCAUGAUGUUAAUCGAUCUGUCCAAGGUGAUAUGUGGCGGAUUGAAUUAGACAGUUUACCUUCUGUCCCGUCUUGGGAGUUAAUCUCGUCCUCCAAAGAUCAAAUCUGUCCUCCUGCUCGUACAAGCCACUCUGCGGUAGUUUCUUCAAACUCCUGGAUCAUCUUCGGUGGAACAGACGGCGUCGACGUUUUCAACGAUCUGUGGGAGUAUCGCUUCCGUGAAAAAAAGUGGCGUCAAGUUUCUGCCAAUGGUUCUGUACCCCCUCCGCGCAAGGAUCACCUGGUUACCCAAGUCAAGGAUCACAUUAAGCAUCCAAUUUGA
Puccinia graminis f. sp. tritici CRL 75-36-700-3 is the source of this 369-nucleotide messenger RNA. RefSeq lists its product as uncharacterized. Gene Ontology annotation, cellular component: Golgi apparatus. The coding region runs from base 1 to 369 and encodes 122 amino acids. Gene Ontology annotation, molecular function: protein binding. The record is from RefSeq and is a predicted model, not a curated record. The transcript is spliced from 4 exons. NCBI's taxonomy places the organism in Eukaryota, Fungi, Basidiomycota, Pucciniomycetes, Pucciniales, Pucciniaceae.